AUGAGUGAAAGACAGGGAGCGAGACACACAGACCAAAGAGAGGGCUCUUUGCUGUCAGAUGACUUCCUGGAUACACCAGAUGACCUGGACAUCAACGUUGAUGACAUUGAUACACCUGAUGAGACCGACUCGCUGGAGUUCAUCACUAAUGGCAACGAGCUGGAGUGGGAAGAUGACACGCCGGUGGCCUCGGCCAAAGCAGGUCCUGCUGACGGUUCAGGAGAUGUGGACGAGGAGGGGAAUGCCCACAACGGACGCCUCUGGAGGACGGUGAUCAUCGGAGAACAGGAGCAUCGUAUUGACAUGCAGGUCAUUCGACCCUACCUUCGAGUCAUCACACACGGAGGUUAUUAUGGCGAGGGCCUUAACGCCAUCAUUGUUUUCUCUGCUUGUUACCUGCCUGACAGCAGCUGUCCAGACUAUCACUACAUCAUGGAGAACUUAUUCCUGUUUGUGGUGAGCAGUCUGGAGAUGCUAGUGGCUGAAGAUUACUUGAUCAUCUACAUGAACGGAGCCACUCCUCGGAAUAAAAUGCCUGGGAUCAGCUGGCUCAAGAAAUGUUACCAAAUGAUUGACAGAAGAUUGAGGAAGAACCUGAAGUCUUUGGUCAUCGCUCAUCCCACAUGGUUCAUACGCACCGUCCUGGCAAUAUCCAGGCCCUUUAUCAGUGUGAAGUUCAUGAAUAAGAUCCAGUAUGUCCACAGUCUGGAUGAACUAGCAGAGAUUGUCCCCAUGGAGCACGUCCAUGUCCCAGAGUGUGUGGUGCAAUUUGAUGAGGAGAGGAUUAAAGCACGGAGGGAAAGGAUGGAGCAGGAGCACAAACAACAGGAGCAGCAGUCAAUCCCACAGGAGCCAAUUAAAAAGUCUGAGAGGCCGAAGUCGAUGAUUGUUAAUCAAGGCUUAUGAGAAGGGCACAGCUUCGCGGGUGAAGUGUGUGACAGACAGACUCAUGGAGCAUGACAUUUUCUGAAUGAUUCCCGUAUGAAGCAGUGAGCCAAAAUGCACAACAAAUGCUUCCUUGUAUUUUACCAACGUUCAGCUGACAAUUUGUGCAGUCAAGACGGUCAACGCUCCGUCUCAUUAACGCUCUGUGUGGACCCCCUUCUUCUUCUCUGCCGGAGGGUUCCAUAUUGCCACUUGAAAAUGUACGAAGGAAGUCUGUUACAGGAAGUGUUUCACCAUGAAAACUAUAGUUUGGUUUAUCUAUUCAUAAAUACAUCAUCUGCUGUGUGAUCGGACAUGUUGUAUAGCUUACAUUGUAAUAUUGUAAGGUUGUUGAAAACCAGGACACAAUAUAACACAGUAUUGUAACUCCAAUUAUGGAAUCUCAUGUUGUAACUUCAUGUUGUAAAGGAUUACACCUUCAAAUUUUACAAUUUUACUAAUAAUGAAAUAAAUAUACUAAAUUAAAUGGAAAAAGCUGACUUUUACAAAAGAAUCUGAAAAUCUGACAGUUGGAUAACCUAGAAAAGGAAGUUUUUCCUCGCCACUGUCGCACUGUUGCUUGCUCUGGAGGAAACUACUGGAACUGUUGGGUCCUUGUAAAUUCUGGAGUGUGGUCUAGACCUACUCUAUCUGUAAAGUGUCUCGAGAUAACUCUUGCUAUGAAUUGAUACUAUAAAUAAAAUUGAAUUGAAUUGAAUUGAAAUUGAAUAGAGGCAUUUUGCCUGAAACUAGUGAUGUGUACAUAUGUAAUGAGAGAUGUAACAAUUGGCAAGACCAGAGAGGUCUAACAGCUACAUUAGUGAUGUAACAGAUGCUGGUCUUUGGAAAUGUAAUGUGUGUUAGAUGUAAAUAACAAUGCAUCAGAUGCCUUCUUUAUUCUUUAUAAGUUUUGCCUCAUAACUGCUGUAUGAUAACUCCUUUGCUGUACUGACAUUUUGAAAAUGUCAAAUGUAUUAACAUCUGUACUGUACCUUGUGCCUCAGUCUUAUUGUGCUUAGAAAAUACACAAACAUGAUCCAAAUUUUACAUUUUGUGGCCUGAAAAACCCAAAUGAAAGAAAGAAAGAAUUAUACUAUCAAAAAUGUUGCAAAAUACAAUGCUUGUUUAUUUUGUGUAACAUGGUUAUGGUCACAUAAAUAGAUGUCAAACAACAUCAAAGAAAUACUCUUUAUAUUAAUAUUUAGACUGUAUUCCACAUAUUACUGGUACAUUCUAGUAUAUGUCAUGAAAAGGAAAACUUUUGACUCGUUUGUAUAAGAUGAUAGUUAUACUAACACACCAUAUACAAAAUAUCUGCAGAUAAUGUUGUUGGACAAAGUGGCCAUAUUCAAGACAAUAAUACACAAACCUACACAAUUAUUGCAUAUUCAUUUUCAUAAAUUCUGCUUUCGUAUGGGAACAUUGGCUGUCGGCUCAGAUUCUGAAAACAUGUUCUGAUCACAAACCUGAUGAAGUAUGAAGUGGUUCUUAUUUCAGAUUUAUAAAGUUCUAACGCUUAUGUGGAGAUUUAGAAAAGCUAAGUUCAUUUUAGCAGAGUGACAUUCACUUAAGUUUAAACAUUUAUUGAAACAUCUUAAUGCAUUGAAUUGCACGUUUUCUAGGCUUACAUUCAUUUUCUCUCAUGUCUUCCGUCUGUUCCACUUAUUGUAGCAGGAGGACAGAGGAUUGCACUAUUGGAUUUGGUUAUGUUUAAGAGGAGAAACGUUCUACUAAAGUUUAUAUUGUAAUGUUAAAUAGAAUAACUGAUGACAUGCAGUUGUGUAGCUGUUAGCAAAGCAUGGAUAUGUUUAUUCUUUUUUGUACAGAAAACAGGACUCAUGAAAUAUCUGUUUCUAAAGUUCCAUCUCAAUUCUGUUCUUUUGCCUUUCUGAUAAAAGAAUGUUAAAGAAAGUCUAACUUUUCAAUUAUUUUCAGUCAUAUUAGACUGUUUUCACACGAGUAAACCAAACCUGAGCAGUUUCAUCAAAUGAAGCAGCUCAGUAACAGCUCGUCAUUCUUUGUGUUUGAGGUUUGU
Molecule: messenger RNA, 2959 nt
Organism: Etheostoma spectabile (orangethroat darter)
Lineage: Eukaryota; Metazoa; Chordata; Actinopteri; Perciformes; Percidae
Gene: atcaya
Product: ATCAY kinesin light chain interacting caytaxin a
Exons: 12
Coding region: 1-906 (301 amino acids)
Biological process (GO): apoptotic process
Cellular component (GO): cytoplasm
Source: RefSeq, a predicted model, not a curated record